GGGGAUCGGAUUCUCCCUUAAUUUCCUCUGAUCCAGCAAUUGCAACGGAAUGGAGAAGGAGAAGGAGAAGGUGGGCGAUUCUCACUCGUCUUCAGAUCCCGUUUCGCCAACUAGUAACGAGAUGACGAAGGCUAAGUCUCCAGAAAUGCGUUUGGAAAAGAUAAAAGGCGUCAUAGAAAAGCUUCAAGCCUCGGGUCAAGAUAUCGAGCUACAGUAUCGCAAUGGGUCGGUGAUAGUCGAGGGUCACUUUGAUCUUGAGAAGUUACAAAAUGAGGCCGGCGAUGCGAUCAAUUCAAUUAGACACGUCCUUCGAAUACCUUACUCCGGCAGGGUACCAAUGAUGGGAGUUCCCGAAUUUCAAAAAACAAAAUUUACAAAGAGAAAAAAGAUUUCAAAGAGAAAACCCAGAGAAAAAAGAUUACAAAGAGAAAAAAGAAGAAUCGAAGUGCUGUGUACUAUGAGCCUGGAGAUGCUGGAGGCUCCGGGUUUCAUGCUAGUUGCUGAUGGUUGUAGUUCUGGACCAAGGUAAAAAAAACAAAAAACAAUGGUGUCCAAUAAAAGUAAUCGGUAUUAUUGCUGGUA
Messenger RNA from Zingiber officinale, 582 nucleotides. RefSeq lists its product as uncharacterized. Bases 50 to 529 code for a protein of 159 amino acids. Lineage: Eukaryota; Viridiplantae; Streptophyta; Magnoliopsida; Zingiberales; Zingiberaceae. The transcript has 3 exons. The record is from RefSeq and is a predicted model, not a curated record.